AAUCUAUAGAUAUGUGUGUAGGGCAUAUAGAGAGAAUUUGUGCAAUUCCGUAACCUCUACGUUCUAAACAUUGGUAGAUGUUUAAGUUUUAACAUAUUAUAUCACGACGGCAUAUUUAGUAGAAAGCUCGUUUUAUAUUUGGUUUGUUAGAAUACAAUGGUGAUGGAAGAACAGGAAACGGACAUGGAACUGGCCUCAGAAAGUAUACCGGUUCCCCAAGUGCAAGAACCGCAACUUGAUCCGAUCAAACGACCCAAAAGGUCGAAUCGCUCGAAUCAACCGAGAACGAGAAAAAAGUUGCUCUAUGCCUCGAUACGCAAACUGAUGGAAUUUUACUUUAGCGAUGCUAAUCUGAGUAAAGAUCGGUAUUUGUCAGCACGUAUAAAAGAAAAUCCCUAUGUGGAUAUAUCUACAUUUACAAGAUUCAACAAACUGAAUCAGUUAACCACAGACCCAAAUAGAAUAGCCAGAGCUUUGAGAGACUCAACUAUAUUAAAACUAUCUGAAGAUGGUAAAAAGGUCUGUCGUACAACACCAAUUAAAAGGAAGGAAGAUGAAGAACAAUGUACAGUUUAUGUACAAAAUCUACCUCCUGAUACUGAUCAUGAUUGGCUGAUAUCUCUAUUUUCCAAGUAUGGUACCGUGGAAUAUGUCUCAAUUCCUCGCUACAAGUACAACAGGGCUAUAAAGGGAUUUGCUUUUGUGGAAUUUGAUACACCCAGUAGCGCUCAAGAAUGUAUUGAGCAUUUCCAAAAGAAAGGACGUGUUUUACCGUCACAUACAGCUCCUACUGAUUUAUUAAGUAUCACUACAUUUGAUGACAAUCAAAAAGAUAAUUCAGAAGCCAAUAUGGAAACUGACGACAAGAAUAGCAAAAAAAGUUUAAAAAGGAGAAAAAGUUUAUCGGAAAAAUCGUCUUUUGUAGAUGAGAACGGCAUUAAAUCGAAGAAAAAAAGAAAGGAAAUUACAGAACAGGAUACAGCGGAUCAGCAUGAUGAAAUGGAAAAUCCGCUAAAAAUUCAAACGGAAGAUGAUGAGUGCGACGAUCGUAUUACCGAAGACAGUAAUACAGAAAAUCAAAAUAUUUCUGAUGAAAAAGUAGAUACGAAUAAAAAGAAUCUCAAGAAAAAGAAACACUCUUCCAAGAGCAUAGGUGAAAGUGACGUCAAAGAUACCGAAAACUGUAACGUGGAAAAUCAAGAUAGUUCUGAGGAGAAAACGGAUACUGUAGAUAAUAACAGAGAGAGAAAAAGAAGACAUUCUCCAGAAAACACAGAGGAAAGCGACGUCAAAGAUGAUGUUGCUACAAAUUUUAAUACAGACAAUCAAGAUAUUGGUGAGAAAAACCCAGAUACGAUAGAUAGUGUAAAAUAUCCGAAAAAAAAGUAUCGAUCUUCAAGAAGUACAGACGAAAACAAGUUUAAAAACAACAUUAAAGAAAUUAGAAACACAGAAAAUCAAGAUAUCUUCGAGAAGAAAACAAAUAUUGUAGAUAAUAGUCUGGAAGAUAACGAGAGAAGACAAUCUCCGGAAAAAGAAAAUGACGUGAAAGGUGAUGUUGAAGAUACCAACGAAGAAGAUCAAGAUGUUUCGACGAAAAACAUGAAUAUUGUAAAUAACAGUCUGAGAGAAAGAAAAAGAAGAUUCUGUCUGGAAAAUACAGAGAAAAUCGACGUCAAAGACGAUAUUACUGAAAAUUGUAAUACAGAAAGUCAAGAUACUUGUAAGAAAAGCCCGGAUACGGUGGAUAGUGGAAAAAGUUCGAGAAAAAAGAAACGUUUGUCAAAAAGCAUAGACGAAACCGAGUUCAAAGACAACAGUAGCGAAAACAUGGAAAAUUGUAAUAUAGAAAAUCAAGAAAUUUUGAAUAAAAAUCGCGCCAAAAGUGGAGAAAAGAAAAAGAAAAGAGUCUCGAUAAACAAUUCGAUAGAAACUAGUACCGGAGAAACGGUAAAAAUAGAUUCUCAUGGUAGACAUUCCAGAACAAGUAGCGAUAUAGAAGAAAAAGAAAUUAAGGUUGAUUCGAAGAAGAAGAAGAAGAAGAAGAAGAAGAAGAACAAAAGCGAGGAAGAUGAUAUCUGCAACCUGUUGGGAUUGCAGGUAAUGGCGAAACCAGAUUGGAAGCGUCUUAGAAACAAGUACUUGGAUUUGCAAAGAAGUAAAAUGUCGCUGCUAAAGCAGCACUUGAGAAAAACUGAGAUGGAAAGGGGAGAAAUCAUGACAAAGAAGAAAUGGAACAAUGACAAAACCGAACAAGAUUACGACAGAUUAAGAGAAGAAAAAAAUAAUGAGAUGGAAGUUACGGACGUGGAAGAGUCGUCUUACGGACGCGUUAUUUAUGCGCCAGGAAUUAUAGUGAAAAUUGAAAUGGACGAACCUUGCACAGAUCCGCAGAGGUUUAAGAUGGAAUUAAAAGAUAACGAUUCAAUAAAAUAUAUAGAUAUAGCAGAAAAUUCCUGCGAAGCUUACGUCAGAUGUGAUACACCGGAAGCUGCCCAAUUUCUCGUGCAAAAAAAUUAUGAAGGAAAACGUUUAACAGUUUUAAAAGACGAUGAAGAGAAAGCGUAUUGGGACAAAAUAGCACAAGAUCGGAAAGACAAGCUGAAUAAUAAACGUAGAGUCAAGCAAAGAGGGCGUCAAAAAUUGUUGAAAAAAGCAGAAAAACAACUAGGACAAUGUAUAAAAUUCGAUCAAGAUUAAUUUUUAAUUUAUUUAAAAAUUUAUUAAAUGAAUUGAUUCAUUCAUGCGUUAACAUGGUACAUUUUUACAUUUACAUGCUUUGCGCACCUAUGUAUAUUGGUAAAACAAAUGUACAAUGUUCAGUUCUUUGUAUGGUACAUGAUAUAUACGCAUUAUAUUUGAA
Messenger RNA from Pseudomyrmex gracilis, 2863 nucleotides. It is a transcript of the gene Larp7, whose product is annotated as la-related protein 7. NCBI's taxonomy places the organism in Eukaryota, Metazoa, Arthropoda, Insecta, Hymenoptera, Formicidae. The record is from RefSeq and is a predicted model, not a curated record. The transcript has 6 exons. The coding region runs from base 157 to 2700 and encodes 847 amino acids. Gene Ontology annotation, biological process: RNA processing. Gene Ontology annotation, molecular function: mRNA binding. Gene Ontology annotation, cellular component: nucleus.